Molecule: messenger RNA, 1226 nt
Organism: Aspergillus alliaceus
Lineage: Eukaryota; Fungi; Ascomycota; Eurotiomycetes; Eurotiales; Aspergillaceae
Gene: fes1
Product: Hsp70 nucleotide exchange factor FES1
Exons: 1
Coding region: 185-835 (216 amino acids)
Source: RefSeq, a predicted model, not a curated record
UUCCGAAACAUAAAUCACUUUCCACCAUUUUUUCCUAUUGCUCCUAGAACAAAGAACCGAACACAUCAAUUAAUCACCUUCAUUGCGGCUUAUUUGAAUUAUCUUUAAUGCCCUGUUCCUCAACUCAUACUCAGCAGAAACCUUGAAAUCAAAUUAAAGAACAACAACAACAAGCCCUCCCACCAUGGACGCAAACAUGAACAACCUCCUCAAAUGGAGUAUCACAAACUCCACCUCUCAACAAUCAGACAACCCCAAUGCCUCAAAUAACACCCCCAAUGCUACUGCCCGCGGCCUCACCCCAGAAAUGCUCUCGGCUCUUUUCGGCGGUCCCUCCGACGCCGACCUAAUGAAAGCCGCCAUGGAAGCACUGCACUCCGAUGAAGUUGACCUUGAGAACAAACUGAUCGCAUUCGACAACUUUGAACAGCUCAUCGAGUCUAUCGAUAACGCAAACAAUCUAGAGCCCCUCGGCUUGUGGACACCGCUGGUCGGACUCCUCAAGCACGAAGAAGCAGAGAUGCGACGCAUGGCUGCGUGGUGUAUCGGAACCGCCGUGCAGAAUAAUGAAAAGGCUCAGGACAAGCUCAUCGUCUUUAACGCUGUCCCUACGCUUGUCGACCUGUCGACCACAGAGCCGAACCCGGCUGCGCGGAAGAAGGCUGUCUACGCUCUUUCCUCGGCCGUCCGCAACUACCAGCCUGCCAUGGAUGAGUUGGUAAAGCAUUUACCCGAGGGUUACAUCCAGGGAGAGAAGGUCGAUGCUGGCGAUAUGGAAGCUGUUGAUGCUAUUAUGGAUAAACUGAGGGCCCAUACUGUCCCUUCGUCUGCUUAGGACUUGGUCGUGCUUAGGGUUGUUUGAGUUUUCGACGCCUUGAUAUGGCACGUUUCAAUAGUUGCUCGCACGCGCGGUUGUAAGGGUUCCCCUCGAAGACAGAUAAACGUUUUGCCUUCAACAACCGUUGUCACCAUGGUUUGGUGACUUCCUGUUUAGAAUUCAGAUCUGGAAUACCAUUGACGACUGGUGGGUGUACCAUAAUAGGCUCCUGUCGAUCUGUCUCUGGGAAUAUUAUCCCGCCUCUUCGCCUUUAGGCUACGUGAGUACAUACGGAUCCGGAUCAUGUUUCAUGUAUUCGUAACCAGGCUUGGCGAAGCCUGGUUACGUAUGAACGCAGAAAGAUGUGCUUUAAUGGAGCCGCCUGGUUAUAAAAACGAUAGACAAAGGA